AUGUCAAAAGACUACUACGAGUACGAAGAGUACUCUCGUCGCCGACGCGACUUUUCUCCCGACAACUAUUCCGGUGGUGCCCCGGGGUCUCAGCAACAAGGCGCUCCUCCUUAUGCCUCAACCUCCCGUCUUGAUGAUCCUUACUACGGCGGCAUGCCUCCUCCUCCGCGGGAGCGCAUGACCCUCGAGCCCCCCGAGUCACAGAACCGCCCACGAUCUGUCCCACCAAACACCACCAUGGUCCGACGCAGCCGUUCUCGUUCCCGUCCUCCCUCGGAUGACGAAGACUAUGAUGACAGACGGAGCUCGCGAAACCGCUCACAAAGUCCCAUCUCCCGCGCUCGGAACGUUGUUGAUGAGAACUUCUCUCAUUCCGCCGGCGGCAUCGGCGCCGGCAUUUUAGGUGCUGUCGUUGGUGGUCUUGUCGCUCGCGAGGCGACUGAAGCUGCAACACGCCGCAAGCACAAGACCCGAGGUUACGAAGACGAGAAUGAGGACCGAACUCGUCUCGUUUCCACCAUUCUAGGCGCUGUCGCUGGUGGCCUAGGAGCCAAUGCUCUCGCCAAUAGGGUUGAGGAUUCGAGGGAGCGAGACCGACGACGCCAACUCGACUGGGAGCGUGAGCGUAGCUACGUGCGCGAGCAGGAGAUGCCCCGCUACGAGCAACGGAGAUCCAGUGACCGUGAUAGAGAGGACGACCGCCGCGAUCGUGAUCGUGACCGCGACCGGUAUGAUCGCGGCAGGGCACUACCCCAAAACGAUGAUGAUGAUUAUGACUUCGUCUACGACGAUCCGCGAUACGAAGAUCGAGAACCUAGGCGACGUAGAAGCGAGGACAACUACCGCUAUCGCCAAUAG
Messenger RNA from Fusarium proliferatum ET1, 858 nucleotides. RefSeq lists its product as uncharacterized. NCBI's taxonomy places the organism in Eukaryota, Fungi, Ascomycota, Sordariomycetes, Hypocreales, Nectriaceae. The transcript has a single exon. The record is from RefSeq and is a predicted model, not a curated record. The coding region runs from base 1 to 858 and encodes 285 amino acids.